Messenger RNA from Leptidea sinapis, 1864 nucleotides. RefSeq names its product protein O-glucosyltransferase 2-like. The coding region runs from base 290 to 1759 and encodes 489 amino acids. The record is from RefSeq and is a predicted model, not a curated record. The transcript has 6 exons. Gene Ontology annotation, molecular function: glucosyltransferase activity. NCBI's taxonomy places the organism in Eukaryota, Metazoa, Arthropoda, Insecta, Lepidoptera, Pieridae. Gene Ontology annotation, cellular component: endomembrane system.
AAACAUUUCAGAGUACAUUCCGACUAAGUUAAACUUGAAACAGUUAUUCUAAUACCUAGUAAUAAACUCUUUUAACUAAAUCUUAUUACUUAGACUUACCUACUAUACCUAUGUAGUACAUACCUCGUCAUAAUAGAAUUAUGAAAACACUUAACUAAACAGUAACAAAGAAAUAAAGAAUGUGUUUACUCAACCUGUAAAUUGUAACACCAGUCAGUUAUCCAUGGGAUAUAUCAUUUAUAAAUGUGUCUUGUAGUACAGUAGUGGAGUACACUUAAAUUAAAACGAGAUGCUUAUUAAGUUUAUUAUCAUUUUAUUCGGAAUUCAGACGAUUAUCCAUGGUUCUGAUGAUAUACUCUUUUACGGGCCGGGCUUACAACCUCAAAAGAUUGUUAUGCCGGCUAGGUACUUCUUUAUUAAUAUAACUUCAAUUAAUGAGGAAACUUAUAAGCCUGAGAUUGGUCGCAGUAUAGCAGUUGAAAUAAAAGGAAACUCAAUGAAUAGUGCUCAUUGCCGGAUAUGGACGAAUGUGUUGGAUAGGAAGGAUGGAUCAUUUAUUGUUCGAUACAAAGUGUAUGAAACUUGUGAUAUGAUGUAUAUUAAUAUAUACUACAACAGUAAGCCUAUUAGAAACUCUCCAAUAAAAUUGAAAGGCCCUAUUCUUCCGGACCAAUGUGUUUGUCCUGAACGAGAUUUUCAAACAUGGCUGAAAAACUAUGAAUGUCCACUAUCUUACGAACAAAUUGAUAAAGAUCUUAAGCCCUUUGGAAAGGUGAGGAUGAAACCUCUUGUAGAAAAGAUAAUAGAGAAGUAUCAUAAUCCGGAAAGUACAAGUUUUUGUCAUUAUGUAGUUAAAAAUAAUAAGUUAUAUAGAGAAUGCUAUGGGAAACAUGUUGGAUUCAAUAUGUUUGUAGACAAUAUACUCUUGUCAAUGGCUAGAAAAGUUAGACUACCAGAUCUGGAACUGGUGGCUAAUUUGGGGGAUUGGCCUCUGGUCAAAAAAAUAAUGGAACCCUUACCAAUAUUUUCUUGGUGCGGCACUGAUGACACUUUUGAUAUUGUUAUGCCUACAUAUGACAUUACAGAAUCGACAUUAGAGAAUAUGGGAAGAGUGACACUAGACACAUUGUCAAUACAAGGAAAUAUAGAACGGAAAUGGAAAGAGAGGGAUGCACGAGCAUUUUGGCGAGGAAGAGAUUCGCGGAUUGAACGGUUGAAAUUGAUUGACAUUGCUCGGGCCAAUCCAGACCUAAUUAAUGCAUCGCUAACGAAUUUCUUUUUCUUUCGCGAUAAAGAAAAAGAAUAUGGCCCAAAGAUACCAAAUAUAUCCUUUUUCAAAUUUUUCAAUUACAAGUACCAAAUAAAUAUUGACGGAACUGUAGCUGCAUACCGGCUGCCAUAUCUUUUAGUUGGAGGAGGUUUAGUGCUCAAACAGGAUUCUCCAUAUUACGAGCACUUUUAUGGGCAGUUAAAACCCUGGGAGCAUUACAUACCGGUAUCUCGGAACCUUUCUGAUUUGACUGAACAAAUAAAAUGGGCCAGAGGACAUGACAGUGAGGCUCAUAAGAUAGCAAAGAAUGGACAGAAUUUUGCCAAUGAAAACUUGCUGCCACAACAUAUUAUCUGUUACCAUGCUGUGUUGUUUUCAGAAUGGAGUAAAAGAAUUGAAGGCAAUGUUGUGGUGAAAGAAGGAAUGACGCAUGUACCGCAACCGGCAUUUAAAUGUAGUUGUAACAAUAAUGAUCGUGAUGAACUGUAAAGAUUUUGUGAAAAAAAAAACUUUGUAAUCUCAUUCCACCAACCAAUUAUGUAGCUUUAAUUAUUAUUGUUUAGUUAAAGAAAGAAUAUGAAUAUUAUUUACAUA